AUGUCGUCCACCGCCGCCACCGCAGCAUCCCUCGCCGAGCAGAUCACCAACGCCAUCAGCAAGGCGUCCGAACCUGUGACGGCACCCGUGAAGCCGGCUCCUUUUGUUGCGUCUGCUCCCACUCCCGUGCCAGUCGUCUCCGCGGUCGUCGAUGAUAUUCCCGCGCCCACUCAGAAUUUUGCUGCCGCUCCUUCUGUUGCUGUCUCUACGGCGGGUGCGGCCACGACUGCCCAAGUGCCAUCCCCGUCGCCUGCUCCCGUUCCCGCUGCUGCGCCUGCCCAAGUGCAACCAGCAGACACUGCUUCCGCAAUCAACAACACGGCAGCAAUGGUGCCUGUGGCGAGCACCAAGACUGCCAAGAAAAAGAAGAUCAGUCCUGUGACCAUUCUUGCGUGCGUGCUGAUAGGCAUCUUUGUGGUAGGCGUCUUCACAGCAAUGAUCUUCCGUAUGAAGAAGAAGAAGCAAGUUAUGAAGGCAUCCGGACAGAUGAACACAAAGAAUACAGAGUCGUCGCCCCUCAUCUACGGACCAGACCCCAAGACACUGAAGCAGCAACAAAAGUCUGCCGCACAGACGGCACCACACACCGGUCCCUCCAAGAAGCAGCUGGACCAACUUGCCCAAGAGGCACAGGAGCGUGCCAAGGCAAUCAAGAAGCCGCAGGUGGUCGCAGAGGCGGACGAAGAGGGCGAGGGCGGCAAUGGAAAUGUCGCGCCCGUUGAAGGCGUCGAACAGAAUGCGUGCUAA
Acanthamoeba castellanii str. Neff is the source of this 747-nucleotide messenger RNA. RefSeq lists its product as uncharacterized. The record is from RefSeq and is a predicted model, not a curated record. The transcript has a single exon. Bases 1 to 747 code for a protein of 248 amino acids. Lineage: Eukaryota; Discosea; Longamoebia; Acanthamoebidae.